AAGAAAAACGUUUACCAAAGUACGUUCGAUGUAAUGGAGUAACUGUUACAGAAGCUGUUAGUUGUAUCCGGUUGAUUAUGGGCGUUGUCGGUCAUUAUUGGUCCAUCAGCAGCGCAGCCUCAGGGUUAUUGAUCUCAGCAGGACUCAAUCAUCACGAUCGAUACAUAAGUGGCCCCUUGACCAUUAACUUUACCAUAGAUUCAAACCGCGUAGGGAGGGCUGUGUGAGACAAUCCUUAAUUUGUGUGUGGAAAAUCGUGUCGCAAGUUAUCUAAACGACGUACAAUAUGGGAAAAGAGAGGAUUCAUGUUAAUCUGGUCAUAAUUGGGCACGUGGACAGCGGCAAGUCCACGACGACAGGUCACCUCGUCUACAAGUGUGGGGGAGUUGACCCCAGAACAAUGGAGAAGUAUGAGAAGGCUGCGUCCCAGAUGGGGAAGAGCUCUUUUAAGUACGCUUGGGUUCUGGACAAAUUAAAAGCGGAGCGAGAACGUGGCAUCACAAUCGACAUAUCCCUGUUGAAAUUCAACACGCAGAAAUACACAUUCACCAUAAUUGACGCACCUGGUCAUCGUGACUUCAUCAAAAAUAUGAUCACCGGCACCUCGCAGGCUGAUGCGGCUCUUCUGGUUGUUUCUGCUGCAAAAGGUGAAUUUGAGGCCGGUGUGUCUCGAAACGGCCAGACACGAGAGCACGCCUUGCUGGCUUACACUCUCGGAGUGAAACAGCUCAUGGUGUGCGUCAACAAAAUGGACCUUACAGAGCCACCGUUCAGCCAGAAACGUUACGACGAGGUGGUGAGGAACGUCUCCACGUUCAUCAAAAAGAUCGGGUUUGAAAUUGGUGCGGUGCCUUUCACACCCAUUUCCGGUUGGAGCGGUGAGAACAUGAUAGCGCCGACUCAAAAGAUGCAAUGGUUCAAGGGGUGGAAGCUCAAGAGGAAAGGAGGCGUCUUAAGUGGCCAAACCCUACUGGAGGUCCUUGAAUCUCUGCUUCCUCCAGCGCGCAGUGCAAGCAAGCCGUUGCGUCUACCGUUGCAGGACGUCUACAAGAUUGGUGGUGUUGGCACCGUCCCUGUGGGCAAGAUUGAGACUGGGGUCCUAAAGCCCGGGAUGGUUCUGACCUUCUCGCCAGCGAAGUUGACCGCAGAGGUCAAGUCCAUUGAGAUGCAUCACCAGGGGCUUCAGACGGCCCUCCCGGGCCACAACGUAGGCUUCAACAUCAAGAACGUGGCGGUGAAGAAUCUACGGAGGGGUGAAGUUGCGGGAAAUUCACAGCAGGAUCCACCAUCGGACGUCAGCAGUUUUAUUGCUCAGAUAAUCAUGCUGAAUCACCCGGGAAAAAUCAAGGCUGGUUACGCUCCGGUACUGGACUGCCACACAACCCAUGUUUCAUGUCGUUUUGCUGAGCUGAGGGAGAAGUUGGACAGGCGUUCAGGAAAGAAACUGGAGGACUCGCCACCGUAUCUGAUGUCUGGAGAUGCUGCUACAGUCAAACUUGUGCCUAACAAACCCAUGUGUGUGGAGAGCUUCUUCAACUAUCCACCUUUGGGUCGAUUUGCAGCAAGGGAUCUGAAGCAGACUGUCGCUGUUGGGGUCAUCAAAUCCGUGGAAAAGGUGGACCAAGCGAAAAAAACGAAAGUAUCAAAAUGAAGUGAUCAUUUGUUUUUAUGAUUCCUUAUUUACCAGCAGUCUGGUAUGUGAACCAAAGAGGUUCUGUUUACGUUACAUUUCUGUGUAUAGUUUUAUAGCGUAGCACUUUAUGUUGGCUUUAAAAAGCAGCUUAAUUUUAACUUCCUGGCGUAAUGGCUUGAUUUGAUUGUGGGCCCAAUGAGAUUUGGUAUGGAUGCUGUAGAUCCAUUUAAAAGUGCAUGUUGCUGGACUGCGAAUAAAUUUCAG
Molecule: messenger RNA, 1897 nt
Organism: Triplophysa rosa
Lineage: Eukaryota; Metazoa; Chordata; Actinopteri; Cypriniformes; Nemacheilidae
Gene: eef1a1l3
Product: eukaryotic translation elongation factor 1 alpha 1, like 3
Exons: 7
Coding region: 287-1651 (454 amino acids)
Biological process (GO): translation; translational elongation
Molecular function (GO): GTP binding; GTPase activity; translation elongation factor activity
Source: RefSeq, a predicted model, not a curated record